UCUCCAGUGGCAGAUUCCUCUGACUUUAGCAGUGGGGAAUUCGACUUACAAAUCAUCAGAAGUCAUCCUCUGGAUCUCCAAUAAAACAGAGACACACAAAGUGGGCCGGAUGGACGAUGACAUGUGGUUGCUAGGCAACAUCAACCAGACUGGGUACUUCCGGGUGAACUACGACCUCCACAACUGGAGGCUCCUCAUUGGACAGCUGAUGACCAACGCUGAGAUCAUAUCUGUCGGCAACAGGGCGGGGCUCAUCGAUGAUGUCUUCAAUCUGGCCAGGGCUGGCUACCUGCCCCAGAACGUGCCCCUCCAGAUCAUCUGCUACCUACCCCAGGAGAGAGAGUUCCUCCCUGGCACGCUGCCAGCCGCUCCCUCUACCAGCUGGACAAGCUGCUGGACCGCACAGAGGACUACAGCCUCUUCAGUGACUUUGUGCUGAAGCAAGUGGCCUCAAAGUACCACAAGAUGGGCUGGCCCUUGGCUCUGACAGAAGGCUCCAUCAUACAGGCCUCCUACCAGACUGA
Messenger RNA from Oncorhynchus keta (chum salmon), 524 nucleotides. Its product is annotated as thyrotropin-releasing hormone-degrading ectoenzyme-like. Gene Ontology annotation, cellular component: cytoplasm. The coding region runs from base 110 to 439 and encodes 109 amino acids. The transcript has 5 exons. Lineage: Eukaryota; Metazoa; Chordata; Actinopteri; Salmoniformes; Salmonidae. The record is from RefSeq and is a predicted model, not a curated record. Gene Ontology annotation, biological process: peptide catabolic process; proteolysis. Gene Ontology annotation, molecular function: peptide binding; metalloaminopeptidase activity; zinc ion binding.